Messenger RNA from Papaver somniferum (opium poppy), 510 nucleotides. RefSeq lists its product as uncharacterized. The coding region runs from base 68 to 472 and encodes 134 amino acids. The record is from RefSeq and is a predicted model, not a curated record. Lineage: Eukaryota; Viridiplantae; Streptophyta; Magnoliopsida; Ranunculales; Papaveraceae. Gene Ontology annotation, biological process: cell fate determination. The transcript has 2 exons.
UCCAACUUCACAAACUUAUCCUACAAGAAGAAUCAUUUGGUACUCAAAUUUGUGGUAAUCUUCUACUAUGGCAUCUGCUAGUACUAAAUCUCUUAUUACAAUUGCAAUUGUUGUACUAAGUCUGAUCGGGAAAGGCUUUGUUGCAGCUAAGGUGGACGACUGUUACUACACGGCAGCAGACAUAAAGAUUUCUCAAAAACCUACGGGAGCUAUAAUUAAAGGGUUACCCGAGUAUGAGGUGACUUUCUAUAAUUCAUGUCGUUGCACCCAUACCAAUGUGCUCCUUGACUGUCAUGGGUUCGCUAGCGUCGAAGACAUAGGAGAUGAUCUAAGACCAAGAAGUGAUGGUACUUGUCUCCUUACAGAUGGUUCAGGACCUAUUCGCGGCUAUUCCACCAUCAAGGUCAAAUAUGCAUGGAAGACUCCCUCGACUAUCACUCCUUUACUCUCACAAGUUGAUUGUCGUUCUUGAUCAAUCAAAUCAAAUCAUUGUUUUAUGAUGUCACACGU